AUGGGUGCUCCAAAGCAGAAAUGGACAGCAGAAGAAGAAGCAGCCCUUAAAGCUGGAGUUGUUAAACAUGGGGCUGGAAAGUGGCGAACCAUACUUAAAGAUCCAGAAUAUAGUGGCGUCCUGUAUUCUCGUUCAAAUGUAGAUCUUAAGGAUAAGUGGAGAAAUAUGAGUGUCAUGGCUAAUGGAUGGGGCUCCCGAGAGAAGGCUAAGACAGCAGUUAGAAGAAUGCAUCCGGUCCCUAAACAGGAAGAAAACUCUAUGGCUCUCAGUACUGUUGUUCAAAGCGAUGAAGAUGUCAUGGAUGCUAAGCCAAUUGCAUUUUCUAGUGAUACACAGCAAACUUCUGGUCCAAAAAGAUCCAUUGUGAGGCUGGACAAUCUUAUCACGGAAGCUAUAACUAGCUUGAAGGAGCCUGGUGGUUCUAAUAAAACAACUAUUGCAGCAUAUAUAGAGGAACAAUAUUGGGCUCCUCCAGACUUCAAGAGGCUAUUGUCUGCGAAAUUAAAAUACUUGACGUCAAACCGUAAACUGAUUAAGGUAAAACGCAGAUACAGGAUUGCACCUACUCCAGCGUUUUCUGAAAAAAGAAGAAAUUCCUCAAUGUAUCCCUUCGAGGGAAGACAGAUGGUUUCUCCAAAAUUCGAUAAGGAUGAUGCCACCAUGCUUAUGAAAGCGCAGAUUGAUUUAGAGCUUGCAAAGAUGAGGACGAUGACCCCACGAGAGGCUGCUGCAGCCGCUGCUCGAGCAGUUGAAGAAGCCGAAGCUGCCAUUGCAGAAGCUGAGGAGGCAGCUCGGGAAGCUGAGGCUGCAGAAGCUGAUGCUGAUGCGGCGCAGGCGUUUGCAGACGCGGCAAUGAAGACGCUAAAAGGAAGAAAUUCCGCGAAGAUGAUGAAUCGACCUUGA
Prunus armeniaca (apricot) is the source of this 903-nucleotide messenger RNA. Lineage: Eukaryota; Viridiplantae; Streptophyta; Magnoliopsida; Rosales; Rosaceae. The record is from the annotation of a GenBank genome assembly.